This is a messenger RNA of Rhizophagus irregularis DAOM 181602=DAOM 197198, 1643 nucleotides long. RefSeq names its product argininosuccinate synthetase. Gene Ontology annotation, biological process: urea cycle; L-arginine biosynthetic process. The record is from RefSeq and is a predicted model, not a curated record. Gene Ontology annotation, cellular component: cytoplasm. Gene Ontology annotation, molecular function: argininosuccinate synthase activity; ATP binding. Lineage: Eukaryota; Fungi; Glomeromycota; Glomeromycetes; Glomerales; Glomeraceae.
AUCAUGUCAAACUAAAAUUAGUAUAAUGAUUAUCAAAUUAAAAUUAUCAUAAUUAUCAUCGGUAUUUGGCGGGCUAUCCAUCUUAUAACUGAUUGAGCUAAAAAGAUAUAAAGGAAAGAAUGAAAGUUUCGUUUUCAAGAUAUUACUUCAACAUCCAUUCCUCUGAGUGAUUUUUAUUAAACUUUAACAAAUUUCCUUGAAAGAAAAUAAAGAAUAUGUCACAAGGUCGCGUUCUUCUCGCUUACUCUGGUGGUUUAGAUACUUCAUGUAUUCUUGUAUGGCUUAUUGAACAAGGUUAUGAGGUAAUUGCUUAUAUGGCCAAUAUUGGUCAGGAAGAAGACUUCGAAGCUGCUAGAGAAAAAGCCUUGAAAAUUGGCGCAAAAAAAGUUUACAUCGAGGAUUUAAGACAAAUUUAUGUCGAUGAACUCAUUUUCCCUGCUAUUCAAGCUAAUGCAAUAUACGAGAACGUUUAUCUAUUGGGUACUUCUCUAGCUCGUCCCGUUAUUGCUCGUAGCCAGAUUGAAAUUGCUACUAAAGAAAAUUGUCAAUUUGUAUCCCAUGGAUGUACCGGUAAGGGUAAUGAUCAAGUCCGUUUCGAGUUAGCAUAUUAUGCUUUGAAGCCAAGCAUCAAAGUCAUUGCUCCAUGGCGUAUUCCUGAAUUUUACGAACGUUUCCCUGGUAGGCAAAGUCUUUUAGACUAUGCAGCUCAAAAGGACAUACCAGUCUUUCAAACUAAAUCAAAGCCGUGGUCAACAGAUGAAAACUUGUUCCAUAUUUCUUACGAGGCUGGUAUAUUAGAAGAUCCUAAUGUAACGCCGCCAAAAGAUAUGUGGAAAUUAACUGUAGAUCCCGAAGAUGCACCUAAUACUCCUGAACGUAUCACUAUUACAUUCAAACACGGUAUACCGGUCAAAGUCGUAAAUAACGAUGACGGUACCACAAAAACUGAUUCUCUCGAUUUAUUCAUCUAUCUUAAUACAAUUGCGCGAAGAAACGGCAUUGGUCGUAUUGAUAUUGUUGAAAAUCGAUUCAUUGGUAUCAAGAGUCGAGGCUGUUAUGAAACUCCUGGGGGAACAAUUCUCAGAGCAGCUCAUAUUGAUUUAGAAGGUUUGGUCCUUGAUCGUCAAGUUCGAGCAUUGAGAGAUCAAUUCAUUACACCUCAAUUCUCACAAAUUUUGUACAACGGUCAAUACUUUUCCCCUGAACGCGAAUUCUUAUCUGCUUCUCUUGAAGCUAGUCAAAAAUCUAUUAAUGGGGAAGUAAGAUUGAAGCUUUAUAAAGGGAAUGUUAUAGUUGAAGGUCGUAAAUCUGAUACUGUUAAAUUAUACGACAUGGAAGAAAGUUCUAUGGAUGUUCAAGGCGGAUUUAGUCCAACUGAUUCUGAUGGUUUCAUUAAGAUUCAAAGUAUAAGAUUGAAGAAAUGGGGAGAAACUGCUUUUGGCAACAAUUUAUAAUUUAGUUAUUUCAUUAUUUCAUUAUUAAUUUGUUUUCAAUUUGUGAAAUUUCUUCAUUGCAUUUUCUUUUUUCAUACCGCAAUUUCCUUAAUUUAAAAGUAAUAUACAAUAAAAAUUAAAAUGAUAUAAAUUUUUUUGAUUUCAACCAUUUUAUAAUAAAAUUACAAUUAAAAUAAAAACAUUUUUUUU